AUUAAUGAAUUCAUCUGCUAAUUUUCUUAUUCGGUAGAAACGUCUCACUGAAUUUCAUUGUUACGACGAAAAAGGGUACAACAAACUGAGAAAUAUACACGCAUGCGCACACAAACUAACCCUUUCAAAGCCGCGUCGUAUUCGUGUUAUUCGCUGUGGGAUUCGAUGGACACCGUGAUAGGUUUGUUAAAAUGAUUUUCUAUCACUUCCACGGCGAGAGAUUUUUAAUGGGAGAUUUAUUCGUAUUUAAAUCUGAUCGAGACUGCCUCCGUUAGACGGUAGGAAAUAUCUUAAAAUAACUAACGCGUCGCGGUCGUAUUGCACAUGACACGAGGAACGUUGCAUAUUCAAUGACCGCUGAAAAAAUCAAUUAAUCGAUUUGUCGUGUUUAUUUUGCACUCGGUGAACUCUGUCACGUGAGCGUGCAUACGCGUAUCCGUGCAGAAAUAAAACAAUCUUUUUUUACUGUACCUAUUAUCUGUCCUGCUGAUCACUGUUUCCUACGGUUGUUCGCGCGAGUAACACUUUUAACAUCGAAUAUCCAAGAGUUAACGAUCACACUGAACUGGACACUGGUGACAUAACACGCGCAUGCGUCCUAUCAGUUUCAUCGAACGGUGUACGACUUAGGUUAGGACCAAACCGAGAGAUGGGGCGACCAAUUGUAUCAUUCGAAUGCCGGCUACGCAGUACGCAUAGGAAAUAUUCUCACACGUGCGAAACCUCGCAAUCGUGCCAGCCGGACUGACGAAUAAAUGUUAUUUUUGCGGCGAUCGGCGUAACACAGUGAACCUGCGUGCACCGUUGGACGGCCGGCGGAGGACAAUGGGAAAUCGAUAUGGCUUGGAUAUGGUACGUGUCACUCGGGACCGGUGCGGCCGUGUGCGUGUCGUCUAGGCUCGCUAUAAAUUCCAAGUGUUUCCCCGUGGCCAGUCACGUGGCUGAGCGGCUAGUGAUUCGGGGGAGUCCCUUUCGUUGAUACGGACCAGUACUCCGUUGCCUCUGUGCCCGACCGGCCGAAGAACACAAGUGUCCGACCGGUGCGAACGGUUGUCGCUCGGAGAUCGGGACGCGACCGACGGCGGGACCGCGGCACGUAUGUGUGUGUGAGAGAGAGGACCGACGACGGUGGUCCAGGUCGAUGUGCACAACCCCCGAGGAACGCACGGAAACUACACGUCCGUCGGCGGUGGUUCCAGUGGAGGAGGAGUUCAUAUGGAAUGGCAUCGCGCGGACCGUCGCCGACGACGUUGCCAAUCGCGAUAGCGAUGGCCGUCGCGAUGUCGCUCGUGGCGAACGGCCUCUGCCCGACCCAAUGCCGCUGCGACGACGAUAGCCUGCGCGCGUCCUGCGCGUACGCGGGCCUCGAGGUGGUGCCGAUCCAACUGAACCCGGACAUCAAGCACCUGGACCUGUCCAACAACCGCGUCGGCAACAUCCACCUGACGUUCGGCUUCUACUGCAACCUGGAGACGCUGGACCUGACGUCGAACAACAUACACACGCUGGGCUCGGACAACUUCGUCUUUCAGAAGAACCUCCUCACGCUGAACGUGAGCAACAACGCGAUCCGAGCGCUGGCCAAGAACUCCCUGCAGGGGAUGGACUCGCUGAGGGUCCUGAACCUGGCCAGCAACAACAUCUCCGACAUGGACGAGCUGGCGUUCAAGAGCACCAGCGAGCUGGAGGUGCUGGACCUCAGCGACAACUCGAUCACCAGCCUGCCAGAGGGACUACUGAAGAAUCUACACAGGAUCCGCACGCUGAUCCUCAACGAGAACUCCUUGCUAGAGAUCCCAACCAGGAACCUAGCGUUAGCGCCCAGCCUGGAGAACCUCGACCUGUCGGACAACCUGAUCCAAGAGCUGAACAGAGACUCGUUGCCCUCGCUACCCUCCUUAGUCUCCUUAGACCUGGCCAACAACGUGAUCAGGAACAUCGCCGACGACGCGUUCGACCGUCUGCCCGACCUCCUGCGGCUAGACCUCUCCGGCAACAACCUGACGUCCGUGCCCACGGCGGCUCUAGCUAGGCUGAACGUCCUCUCGCACCUGGUGCUCAGCAGGAACCCCCUAGGUGUCCUGGACGCGGCUGGCUUCCGUAACCUCUACGAACUCAGGGUCCUAGAGCUGAACGACUGCGCGAUCGCCGCGGUGCACGCUAGAGCGUUCGCCGAUAACGUGAACCUGGAGCGGAUCUCGAUGGACGGGAACAGAGGGCUGAAGGAGCUGCCGGCCAGAGUGCUGUACGGCGCGAGGUACCUCAAGUGGGUGUCCCUGCGACGCUGCAGCCUGUCCACCCUCCAGCCGACGCAGUUCCCGGUGGACGGCCUGUCCUCGCUGCGCGUCGGCGGGAACCCCCUGGUCUGCAACUGCUCGGUGCACUGGCUGUGGAACGUGAUCAGGGCGGAGGAGCGGCGCAACGAGUCGCGGCUCGAGCUGGACACGAACGACAUCGUCUGCGCGGACGAGGAGUUCUCGGGCAAGCCGUUGAUCGCGCUGUCCGAGGGCUCUCUGCGCUGCCGGCUCAGCCCGCUUUAUCUCUCGCUCUCCGCGGCCGGAUGCCUCGCCGCGACUGCUACCAUUCUCGCGCUGAUAGCGCACCUCACCCGCUCGAAGAGGAAGAAGCGUCUCGCCUACGCGGCGCCGAACAGGCCCGAGUUCCUGGUGUACGUCGGCAGGAACAACGACGAGCUGGACAAGAACGCCGAGUCCUACAGCAGGAGGCUGCUGGCAAGGAACGAGGACACCACCCCGUACGACACUCCGCGCGGCAAGAUCGGCCAGAGGAGCCCGCAGUCGCAGGACACGAACAUCUACGAGACGCCCAGGUACACGAGGAGCGGCAACAAUCGCGCGGCGAACGAGCCGUACGCCAGGCAGACGGAAGAGGGCGUGUACGCGGUCGCGGACGUGACCGAUCUGCGCGACGAGCCGCCGGAAGUGCUGUCGCUCUAUCGCAUGCACGGCCCGGCCGCCCCCGUCGCGCCCAGGCCGAACGUCCACCGGGUCGACUACGGUUACGACUACGACUACGAUUACGAUUACGAACCGCCGAUCCCCGAGAAACCGCACGUCGUGUUCGUCUGAACGAAUACCGAGGAAGGUCUCCGCUCGACGCCGGAGCGCCGCCGAGGACAACGCCGUGUAACCGGCGAGAAUGGGGCGUAACGAGGGCUCCGGCGGACGGUCCAAGAUUGCGGGGAAGCGGAGAUCGAUAUGUAAUCCGUGUUUCACCGGGGAUUACCAAAGAAAUUCUGGAGCGCCGCUAGCGAUGGGACUGAACGCAUCGAGUUAGGGGAUGCUCGAAUGUUUAACCUUUUAGGCGCGCUGAAGUGGGUACAGUACUUGGGAAGAGUUCGGAAUGAUAAAUUAUAAUUUCUUUGUAUAUGUGAAUUGACCACGAAAGCGACUAUAGCGUUCCAUAACAAUAUAUCGGAAGGCCACUAUAGUGGCGUACCGUAAUAAUCGAUGCCAUCUGCGGAAGCCAUAGUACCGUACCUAGGUCAACGCGAAUUUUUGCAUUUUUCAAUGGAAAUGGAAUUCGUAGAUUUGAGAAUUUUCAUUCGGUAGACGAAGCAAGUUUUCUAAAUGGUAAUGAAGAAAUUCAUGCUCCGUUUCGCGCAAUUUCCGGCUGUAACGCCGGACGAUCCGCAAUUAUCAUUCCGGCGUCGGAUCCGAUCGAACGAACGUUAUUCGCCGGAGAUGGUAACGAAGAACGGAACCGUCUCUUUGCCUCGGAGUAUUAAUCGAAUCGAACGGAACGAGUCCCGGGGACACCGAGCCAAUUGAUAUUCAUGAGUGCGUAAUGGUCUCGGUCCCAUCGCUAGUUGUCGCGAUCGCGGGGACAGGAAAGUUGGGAUUUAAUGAGGAUCUGUUCUGACUGAUUGCCCGAGAUCGGCCGUGAUAAGGUAAUCCUACAGCUUCGCCGAAAGUAUCGAUUCCCGAGGCCAACGCGCGACGGUGCGGAGGCCCGCGUCGCAUUCCCGUGUACGUAUCUCGCGAUUAAUCGAGGAGACACGGCCGACGAUCGAGGGCGGAUCUCACGGCGAAAGAUUAACGCGCUCGCUGCCACCUGGGAAAUGUCAGUAGCGUGUCGCGCGACAGCGAUUCCUGUUCUUAUCGGAGAACGCUCCAGUCCGAAUGAAAACCAUCGCUUUCCGACUACGGCUCGCGCGGAUGAUCAAGGUAAUGGCCGAUCGGACAGCGACGUUCGAUCUCGCGAUUGCGAAUGCGCGACGGUGAU
Messenger RNA from Nomia melanderi (Alkali bee), 4245 nucleotides. RefSeq lists its product as uncharacterized. The record is from RefSeq and is a predicted model, not a curated record. Gene Ontology annotation, cellular component: plasma membrane. Gene Ontology annotation, molecular function: protein binding. Lineage: Eukaryota; Metazoa; Arthropoda; Insecta; Hymenoptera; Halictidae.